GAUGAAGAGACAGAGCCACAGAACAGAGAUCAGAGGAAGAGAAGAGACAGAAGUCAUGUCCAAAGUGUGGCCAGCUCUCACAUGUCAGAAGGUCAGUGUGACUCUGAUGUUAGUAAAAAAUUCAAGUUGACAACUUUGGUUAAGAAACAAAAACAAUCCUCAAAAGAAAAUAAACAUUCAUCUGCAGGGUCUGGAAAAAGAAAAAGAAUUCCACACGACGUGUCCGUCUACAUGAAAACUAAGUUUGAAAGACCUCAUGUCCCUAAAGAAUGUGACAAAACACAGAUGGGAACUCAUACAGGACAAAAGUGUUUUUCUUGUAAAGAAUGUGAUAAAAGUUUUAGUCAAAUAUAUUGUCUCAAAAGACACAUGAGAAUCCAUACAGGAGAGAAGCCUUUUUUGUGUAAAGAAUGUGACGGAAGGUUUAGUCGAAUAUCUAAUCUCAAAAGACACAUGAGAACUCAUACAGGAGAAAAGCUUUUUUCUUGUAAAGAAUGUGAUAAACGUUUUUAUCAAAUAUCAAAUCUCAAAACACACAUGAGAAUCCAUACAGGUGAGAAGCCUUUUUUUUGUAAAAAAUGUGAUAAAAGUUAUAUCACACUAUCUAGUCUUAAAUCACACAUGAGAACUCAUACAGGAGAGAAGCCUUUUUUGUGUGAACAAUGUGAUUUAAGUUUUUAUCGGAAAUCAAGUCUCAAAAGACACAUGAGAAUUCAUACAGGAGAGAGGCCUUAUUCGUGUGAACAAUGUGAUUCAAGUUUUAGUCAGAAAUCAAGUCUCAAUUCACAUAUUAGAACUCAUACAGGAGAGAAGCCCUUUUUGUGUAAAGAAUGUGAUAAAAGUUUUAGCAGAAUAUCUAGUCUUAAAUUACACAUGAGAACUCAUACAGAAGAGAAGCCUUUUUUGUGUGAACAAUGUGAUUUAAGUUUUUAUCGGAAAUCAAGUCUCAAAAGACACAUGAGAAUUCAUAAACCAGGGCCUAUUUGAGAACAAGGGAAACUCACAACAGAGGACUCGGAAUGAAAAAAACAAUAAUUGGUUUAACUAGGAAGGUUUAAAUAUUGUGAAAAACAUGUUUCCCUUAUGUUAAUGGCCACGUAAAACCAACUUUUAAAAAGUGUAUUAUAAUGUUCAUUCCUCACUAUAAACCUCCCAAAGCGAUAUUUUGAUCCAUUCACGCAAUUCUGAGUAACGGCGGGUUCACACUGGACACGGAAGCGCCGCAAAGCGACGCGGAACAGAGGCCACUUCCAUACGGUGCCCUUGUUAACCUGUAACAGGCGCAGAACUGAGUGUUUCGCUGUCUGCUCUAUUUGGUGCGCGAGCUGAGCGUUCCGCGUCAAUUCUGGCAGGAAGUUACAUCAAGAUACAUGAGAAAAUUUGGUUUAUUUUCAAAAUAUAACCAAUAUUUUACAAUGAAUAGAUUGACAAAUGCGAUCAUGUAAACAGACUGUAGAGAUGAAAAUAAACCUACAAUUACAGCACCCCCACACACACGUGAGCAGACACACACAAAACAAACAGGCAUGCACACAGAGAUCAACAUAGGCUAGUGGGCAGACUCCUGUGAGGGGGGGGCUGCUGGGUUUCGGGAGUAAAAAAAAACAACAACGAGAGAGAGACAGAGAGCAGCUCCUCUUAGCAGAAACACGGGGUAAUAUCUUUAGGUGAUUGACUUAUUACCCAUGAGACAACAACAAAAAAAGCUCUAGCAGAAACGCCUGUCGACCACAGUGGAAAAAUGCGCGUCUGGUGUGAACCACAGAGCGGAAGCUGGUUUAAUUAUUGUGUAUAUUAUGUAUAUGUAUAUAAUUACUUGAAAUAUUUUAGAUUUUCCUUGCAGUUAGUUUCAAUACUACCACGUAAUACAAAACAAUAAUGAAAGUCUAAUUUUAACUUUUUUUUUUUAGAUUUUGUUUAUUUAUUUUGGGGCGGUUAAGGUAAACAAAUCUGAAGUCGUGAUGAGCCCACCAACACCUUAUAUUAAGCCUUAUUUUAAAACCCUGCCUUCAAAAUUCUUUCAUUUUAGCAUUGACUCUGAGAAGAAAUGGGUUCCUCUGCACCUAAUCUGCAGAGACAGAUUAGAUCUAUAUGGAUAUAGUUUACUCUAAAAGGUUUAAGAAAGGCAUGAUAAAGACCCUUUAAAUCAGGGGUCUCAAACUCGCGGCCCGCAGGCCAUCUGCGGCCCCCAGGAUGAUAAUUUGCGGCCCGCGUCUUAAUAUGAAAAAUUACUGUUCGUGCGGCCCGCAAGG
This is a messenger RNA of Oryzias melastigma (Indian medaka), 2252 nucleotides long. Its product is annotated as gastrula zinc finger protein XlCGF8.2DB-like. Gene Ontology annotation, cellular component: nucleus. The record is from RefSeq and is a predicted model, not a curated record. The coding region runs from base 82 to 987 and encodes 301 amino acids. NCBI's taxonomy places the organism in Eukaryota, Metazoa, Chordata, Actinopteri, Beloniformes, Adrianichthyidae. Gene Ontology annotation, molecular function: DNA-binding transcription factor activity, RNA polymerase II-specific; RNA polymerase II cis-regulatory region sequence-specific DNA binding. The transcript has a single exon. Gene Ontology annotation, biological process: regulation of transcription by RNA polymerase II; central nervous system development.